Molecule: messenger RNA, 5369 nt
Organism: Betta splendens (Siamese fighting fish)
Lineage: Eukaryota; Metazoa; Chordata; Actinopteri; Anabantiformes; Osphronemidae
Gene: plekha7b
Product: pleckstrin homology domain containing, family A member 7b
Exons: 27
Coding region: 811-4773 (1320 amino acids)
Molecular function (GO): protein binding
Source: RefSeq, a predicted model, not a curated record
AGCCCUCGGAUGCUGCAGGGAGCGUUUCCGCAUGUCCUCCCACUCUCCAUCAAUCGUAGCCAUCCGUCUAUUCAGCUGUUGGGUCCCGGCCCAGUCCUCUGUCUGACUCCUCACUUCGUCUGCAGCUCACACUCUCUCUCUCCCCUUUAUCUCAUCUGACCUGCAUGGUAAAAUGACAUGAGCUGCACAGUGUGUGGACUCAUGUUGACGCUUACAUGUUGAAAGCCCUUCGUCCCGUAACUUCAUCUCCAUCUCUUUUUCCCGGACUCGCUGCCGUGCUUCCUCUCCCCGCUUCUCCCCUGACUUUGCUGUUCUUGCUUGCAGUGCAUGCUGUAUAUUGCCUGCAUGACUGCAGAGGGAAUAGAGCGGGGAGCUCGUCCGGUCCGCGUCCGGGAAAGGCACUGAUGGCACAGCUCCGUUCUGUAGCAUUAGAGCAGAAGGGAGGAGAGGAGGAACGGUUCCAGGAGGGAACGUGAGAGAGGAGAGUAGGAUAAAGGUAUAAUGUUUAACGCCUUUUAAUGUUUGUUUUUGACGCUUGGCUUCGGGGCCUCUCCCAUGAUGCGGUAUGUGAGGUAAGCCGGCCUUUACGGAACCCGUCAGCGUUACACUGUCAGCGACGAGGGACAGUUCAGUGACUCAAUGUAUUUUUAGCACAACCUCAGGAGAGGCGGGAACAAGGAUGUUUUGAAUGAAUCAACGGCACAGUGCUCAGCAGAGGACGUCAGCAGCAGCAGCAGCAGCAGCAGCAGCACUAACAGCUGAGCGGAGUGUACAAACCCCCCCCCCCACACACACACACACUGAGCUAACAUGUUGGGCCGACCAGGACAGGCAGGCGCACGCGUCCCUCACAAGAGGCAGCCCGUGUGCCCGGCGACUCGCAGCCACAACCUGAGGGCUACAUCAUUUCGGCAUCCUGUGACAGGACAGAUUUCCCCUGAAAACACAGAAUACACACUACAAGACAGGUUAGAGUCCCGUAUGUCCAAGUCACUGGCCGGUCAGCGAUCCCCCAGCAUGGUCGCAGAGUCCACCAAGGCUGUGACCUCAGCAGCGGUGGACGUCGCCUCGGGGUCAAAGGGAUCCAGGGUCACAGGGAAAAUACACAGUUUUGGCAAGAGGGACCACUCCAUUAAAAGAAACCUCAACAUCCCAGUGGUGGUGAGAGGAUGGCUCUACAAACAGGACAGCUCUGGAAUGCGACUGUGGAAACGGAAGUGGUUUGUUUUGUCAGACUAUUGCUUGUUUUACUACAAAGACAGCCGUGAGGAAACUGUGCUCGGUAGCAUCCCUCUUCCCAGUUACGUUAUUGCACCAGUUGAGCCCGACGACCACAUAAACCGCAAAUAUGCUUUCAAGGCGAGCCACACAGGAAUGCGCUCCUACAUUUACAAUAAGAACUCUGUGAUUGGCUCACAGGCGGAACACUGCGGGAUGCGGACAUAUUACUUCAGUGCGGACACACAGGAGGACAUGAAUGGCUGGAUCCGGGCCAUGAACCAGGCUGCGCUGAUGCAGCAGAGUCACACUAUAAAGAGAGAGGUGGAGAAAACAGAGAAGGUGGCACAGCAGGCUGUCCCACAAACCAACCACGUCCACGUCAGCCAGAGCUCAUAUCAGCCGGAGAGCCUCCGCCGGCCAGACAGACAGGAACCUCAGGAUAACUGUGUCCGACUGGCCCCAGGAGACGAGGCCAGGUUCGGGUUCGAGGUCCACGGGAGACCCGGCCGCUCGGCCACGGAGGACAAGGCAGACAGACUCUCUCCAGACCCUGACGGCGCCGCCCAUAAGAACGGACAGCAGCCUGUAAUUCAAGUGUCUCUGCUGCCAGAACCAAACGGGAAUCUGGCUUAUCCGCGGGGUUUGGCCUCGCAGGCUGACAGUGAAAAACACGUGCAGAGAAAGAACACGCUGGCUCAGGUGGAGCAGUGGGUCAAAGUUCAAAAAAGAGACCCAACAAAAGGUGCUCCCUCUGCUGAGUACAACCUCCCACGGCGGACGCCCCCCUUAAAGCCCAAAGCCAGCACAGCGGACGCCGCCUAUCAGUCGUUGCCAAAGUCUCCCCGCCUCCCGUCAGGCAGCAGCUCCCCACCGGCCCCCUGCAACCUGCCCAGCGACUACAAGUACGCCCACGACCGGCUCAGCCACUUCCGCAUGUCCAGCGACGAGCGCGUGGCCACCAAGGAGGGCAUGGUGUGGCAGCUGUACGAGUGGCAGCAGCGGCAGCAGUUCCGCCACGGCAGCCCCACCGCCCCCAUGUACGCCGGGCCCGGCUUCGCCGACGCGUCCUCCUUCCGGGUCACCGUGGAGAUGCCGCGCUCCAUCUCGGUGCCGCCCUCCCCGUGCGAGGUCCCACCGCCGGUGCCCGCCGCCUUCAAGCCCCCUUCCCCCCGCCGGCCACACACCCCCUCGGACAGACGCACGGUCCGGCCCCCGGACGAGGCGGCACCUGGGGACAGCACCCGGUCCAGCUCCCCUGGUCACAUCUGUGCCCAUCUGUCCCAGACUUCCCAACUAGAGAGAAGGUCCAUGCCUGCCAUGGGCUACAUCACACACACCGUCAGUGCACCCAGCCUACACGGCAAAACGCCAGAGGAGCUGACUCUGCUCCUCAUUCAGCUCCGGAGACACCAGGCCAACUUGGCAGGUGUGCGUAGCCCCAGCGACGCGUUCGCUCAACUGCAGAAUCACCAGCACAACGGCCUCCUGGGCCCCAACAUGCAGGCUGAUGAUACUUACAUACAACUGAAGAAGGACCUGGAGUAUCUAGAUCUGAAGGUUACUGGGCGUGAGAGUUUGAAAAAGGAACGGGCGUCCAGGCCUGUGAAAAUAGCAGAAAGCGACGCUGAUGUCAAAUUAAGUCGACUGUGUGAACAAGACAAGAUUCUCCAGGAGCUAGAGGCCACGAUACGCACUUUAAAGGAGGAUAAGGACAAGCUGGAGUCGGUCCUGGAUGUUUCCCACCAGCAGAUGGAGCAGUACAGAGAUCAGCCGGCCCACGUGGAGAAGAUCGCCUAUCAGCAGAAACUACUGCAGGAGGAUGUGGUGCACAUCAGGGCUGAAAUAUCCCAAGUGUCCACAGAGAUGGAGAACGCAUGGAAUGAGUACAGCCGGCUGGAGAGAGACGUGGACUGGCUCAGGUCAGCCCUGCAGGGACAGAUGAGCCGCAGCGAUCUCACUCAGCACGAGAAAGUCCAGAUCAGAAAGGAGCUGUGGAGGAUAGAGGAUGUCAUCGCUGGCCUCAGUACCAGUAAAGCCAACUACAAAGUCACUAUUUCCUCUGUUACCAACCCAGAGAGGAAAUUUGUGCCUUCAGUGACGGUGCCUUCUGUAUGUGGGAGCCCUUCUGCUGUGGAGAUGAGAUUGUCCCAACAGCAGCAGCAGCACAGCCUCCACCUCAACCCCAGCGCCCUCACACCUACUCUGUGCUCCAGCCCCAGUCAGCAGCCUUUACAUCACUCUGUGACCAUUACCAGUGGACUUAAAUGGGGGGAGGAAGACGUGCCUCCCAGACCUCCUCUACCUCAGCUCUACAGUCCUGAUGAGCAGCCCCCUGCUGUGCCCCCUUUACCGCGGGAGACAACAGUGAUCAGACACACCUCCGUCCGUGGCCUCAAGCGACAGUCAGAUGAACGUAAACGAGACAGAGAGAUUGGCCACUACACUAACGGAGACAGUAAGGUGGAACUUAGGCCUUUCCUGAGUGACCCAGAGCUCAUGGGAACUGGAGACAACUCCAGCCACAUAACAGUUGUAGCAUCUGGACAUGUGGGAGGUUAUCAGACAUUGCCUAGCAGAGGAGUGGCUUCUUCCUCACUUAGACUAAACCAGUCUUCAAGCAUCUCGUCAUAUGUGACCCUCCGGAGAGCAGCAUCCGCCGCCGGCACAAAGGACAAACCAAAAAGUGCCUUGGAGCGCCUGUACUCCGGGGACGCGGCGCUGCCGCCGCAGCAGCAGCCGCGGGGGAAGAUGAGCGCCGACGAGCAGCUGGAGAGGAUGAAGAGGCACCAGAAGGCCCUCGUCCGCCAGCGCAAACGCACCCUGAGCCACGGCGAGCGCCAGCCGUCCUCGUCCUCGCGCUCCUCCUCGGCGCGACCGCUUUCAGCAGACCUGGGAUCAUGGAAGAGAGAGCAGGAGUUUGACCUGCAGCUGCUUGAGAGGGCUGUUCAGGGAGAAGAGACGCAGGCGGUUCGGAGCGUCCAGGGGGAGGAAAGGCCUCCGGAGCACAAUGAGAGACCCCGCUCCCACUCGGACGAAUGGCUCACCUUCCGCUCUAUGGCUUCAACUCCGACCCAAGAAGCUGACCUGGAGCCGCUGGAGUAUGACCUGGACCUGAACAAGGAGUUGUCCAAGCCUGAGAAAGUGUUGAUUCCAGAGCGUUAUGUGGAUUCAGAGCCCGAGGAGCCGCUGAGUCCUCAAGAGGUGGAGGAACGUCAUCGCAAGGUGGAGCGAAUUAAGAGCAUCUUGGCAAAGUCCAGUGUACAAAACCUAGCACCAGCAGUGGCUGUGGACAAGCCAGAUGUGGGGCUGGUGGCCCUGGACUCAGCUUUACAGGAGCAGGAGAGGAUCAUCACCAUGUCUUACGCUCUGGCUUCCGAGGCCUCGCUCAAGAGCAAACUAGUCACAGUCCCCCCACAGGCUAGCGUCCCCGCCCCUCCUCCCCCUCCUCCCCCGCCCCCGCCUCCACCCCCGCCUCCACCUCCUCCUCUUCCUCCCGCAUCUCUGGCGCCUCCCUCUCCUCUAAGCAACGGAAUUCACUACACGUUUGUCUAACCUGAAAUAAACUCAAGCAAUAUCUGGACACUGAGGUGCUUUUCCGGGAUGACGACAAACAUCUGGAUUCUGCCAGAGGAGGCGAACUGGAAGAACCGUACUCAACGUCUGCCUUUCUGAGGCUCACACCGCACCGGCUGCUGCAGAAGGCGGUCGUCCAGAGGAAAACAGGGGACUCUGCUCUGAGACUGAGCAGAUGAACUGAAUGCGUCUAACAAAUGUUAAGCUCAUAUUAAAGAUAUUUUCUACAUGUUGCACUUUUAAUUGUACACUGUAUUAUGUUUCUGAGGUAUGAAUGAAUAGCCUUUACUUGCAGUGUGAUCUCAACUGGGAACGUGUUGGUUUUGUUUUUUCAGGUACAAACAAAAGGCACUAAAGGGGUAUGACUAGUAUUUUUAUCGAAAAUAUUCUUACACCAAACCACUUGAAAUCUUCUAUGUACCUGUAGCACUGCCAGUCUCCUUUUAGCUUGCCAAAAUGAGUUUUAUUUUUGCUUACAUCCAGAUGACAGUAACCCUUAACAUAUUUUCUGUGCGACUGGGGAAGUUGCACAUUGGAAAUUUGUAAAAAUAUCCAUAAUAAAGGAAUUAACACAA